Messenger RNA from Carassius carassius (crucian carp), 914 nucleotides. RefSeq names its product cytokine receptor like factor 2 (gene crlf2). The record is from RefSeq and is a predicted model, not a curated record. NCBI's taxonomy places the organism in Eukaryota, Metazoa, Chordata, Actinopteri, Cypriniformes, Cyprinidae. Bases 381 to 881 code for a protein of 166 amino acids. The transcript is spliced from 5 exons.
AACAAGUCCUGUUAUCUGUUAUUUUGCACUUCUUAUUAAUUAUUGGGAAAUAUCAGAAUGCUGAAUGCCAAGACUGACCAGAUUACUUUCUGCUGAACUGUGUACUUACAGUACUCAUAAUUAUUCUGCUCUUUUCUAGAUGAGCUAUUAGAUAUUGACCCGGACCAGAUUAUUUUUACGAUUAUUAAUACAUCGCAUGGUAUUAAUAUAAGAUGGAGGACCCCAGAUGAAAACGAUAACCCCGAGUGUUAUGAAGCUGAAGUGCAGUACAAAAACCAGUGUGUCAAAGACUGGGAGGUAUUGAACACUCGCAGACACUUACACAUUUGAGCUGCAGUAAGACUUGACUCGAAAAAUGCUCAUGAAUCUUAUAUGCUGACAUGCAGGACAUUCACAGCAUUAAAGUGAAACAAACACAAAUGGAGAAUCAUUUGAACCUGACCUAUAUCAGCAUGAAAAAGAAUUACGAUUUCAGAAUAAGAAUGAGGAAGGAGUGUCUGCAAAAGCCAUGGAGCAAUUGGACAAAAGUGCAAAGUUGGGGAAACAAUGCAGGUGCUUGUGUGGUAGAAGCAUCCGCCUAUAUUUGGGUUUAUAUUUUGAUAAUUGUGUUGCCACUAACCGCCUUUCUUCUGGUUUGUCUGUUGACUCAACAGGGAAUUAGAAGACUGAUUUUUCCUGAAGUACCAGAUCCCAAACACUUCAAAAAUAAAAUCAUGGACGCUGAACAGUUUCAGCUGGGCUUAAACCAUGAUCUUUAUCCAAUAAAAGAACACAGUUUAAGUGGUGGGAGAACUCUACUCAGUGGAAUGAGGAAUGCUCAACAACAGAUGUUGAGAUUAUGGACAAGAAUGAAAUUGAAGAGCAACAUCAAACUUUGGUAAUACAGCCCAUGGACACCAACCCAGAGCAACAUG